Aaosphaeria arxii CBS 175.79 is the source of this 878-nucleotide messenger RNA. RefSeq lists its product as uncharacterized. Bases 164 to 616 code for a protein of 150 amino acids. The record is from RefSeq and is a predicted model, not a curated record. NCBI's taxonomy places the organism in Eukaryota, Fungi, Ascomycota, Dothideomycetes, Pleosporales. The transcript is spliced from 2 exons.
AGGAAGGCGAAGGCGAUGAAAGGUGAAGCUGUUGCUGUGAGGUAGUGUAGUAGUGUGAACCCAGAAGCUGUUACCAGCAAGAUCAUCCACCCAAUUACGUCGACGGGGGUAGGAACGGAACGGUAGCUGUUUAGUUCAAUCAACCAAAACAAACACCUUCAACAUGCGUUUCUCCACCGUCAUCGCCGCUACCCUCGCCAGCACCGUCGCUGCUCAGGAUGUCUCCUCGCUCCUCUCCAGCAUCCAGGGAGGUGCCUCUUCCGUCCUCUCUGAGGUGACCGCUGCUCCUUCCUCCAUCAUCAGCGACAUCCAGUCCGGACUCUCCUCGGUCCUCUCCAACUCCGACCUCCAGUCUGUCAUCAGCUCGGUUUCUGGCGACCUCUCCUCGAUUGAGUCUUCCAUCCAGUCCGAGAUCGCCACCGUCACCGACAGCAGUGCUCUCGCCUCUGCCUCUUCCGCAAUCAGCUCUGCACGCAGCAGUGCCGCCAGCGCAGCCAGCAGUGCUGCCGGUAGCGCCACCGCCGGCAGCUCUUCUCCCGGCGUUGCCGCUCCCACUGCCGUCCCGGCCCUCGCUGCCAUCGGUGGUGGUCUCCUCGCCCUCGGUGGUCUCUUGUAAACUCUUUAAUAGCGACCUCACCACUCGCGCAUCCAGUGUACCAUCAGCAUCUCGUCCGACAGUAUGUUUCGAACUUGCUCGAUGGAACGGAAAAGCAGCUUUUCUUAAUCAACUAGACAUGCCUCGUCUCCGACCGCAUCGACCGGGGACCGUGGCUUUGUGUAACUCUGGAUUUCUUCAUCGGUAUUCACGGGCAUAACAAUUCUGGGUGUUUAGGCUGGGUCUGUUUUUUUUGAGUUAAGCAACACGACAUAACAACAAU